AUGGACACGCUGCUCUACAAGGCUAGCAGAAAAUCACAAGAAUUGGUACAAGAAGCAAUCCAAAAGGCAGGGGGAGCAAAGAAGAAGCUCGAAGAGCUCAUCCCCUCCUACCUGAUGGGGUACAAAGACGUCUUCGAAAAGAAAGCGGCAGAACGGUUCCCGAGCUCACGGGCAUGA
Molecule: messenger RNA, 177 nt
Organism: Sparassis crispa
Lineage: Eukaryota; Fungi; Basidiomycota; Agaricomycetes; Polyporales; Sparassidaceae
Exons: 1
Coding region: 1-177 (58 amino acids)
Source: RefSeq, a predicted model, not a curated record